AUGUUUAGACAACCACUCAUUCGCAAAAUUCCAGCAAAAUUCGAAGCGCUUCCACCCUGCAAUCUACCUGUGGACAUGGGUAGAACAUACUGCAAUAAUAAUCCUUCUAUAAGAUACUUUUUUGAUGCGGAAACUGUGGAAUGUUUCCCAUUCAAAUACAGUGGAUGUGGUGGGAAUGGAAAUAACUUCAAAACAUCUCGUGAUUGCUACGAUAAGUGCGAACCGCAAGGUUUCCUGAAAUGCCCUGCCAACAGUCCUCCUGUAACGACAUGCAACGAAACAAUGAUAUGUCCGAAAGGAACAAGGUGCACUCUUGGAUUUGCGUUUGGAUUAUGUUGCGAUAGUGAAAUUGACAGGCAAGUUGAGUCGGACUAUCAUCCAAACUGUGGGCAAAGAAAGGUUGUCAACACCUAUUUACCUGGAUUCCCUGAUUUCCCUGUACGUUACGCUUCAUCCUAG
Messenger RNA from Strongylus vulgaris, 459 nucleotides. Lineage: Eukaryota; Metazoa; Nematoda; Chromadorea; Rhabditida; Strongylidae. The record is from the annotation of a GenBank genome assembly.